This is a messenger RNA of Mytilus californianus (California mussel), 2490 nucleotides long. Its product is annotated as solute carrier organic anion transporter family member 2A1-like. Gene Ontology annotation, molecular function: protein binding. Gene Ontology annotation, cellular component: membrane. Gene Ontology annotation, biological process: transmembrane transport; sodium-independent organic anion transport. The record is from RefSeq and is a predicted model, not a curated record. The transcript has 10 exons. Bases 136 to 2133 code for a protein of 665 amino acids. Lineage: Eukaryota; Metazoa; Mollusca; Bivalvia; Mytilida; Mytilidae.
ACAUGCAUGUGAACCGAAUGUACACAACGUUUAAUCUGGAAGUGCACAGCUGUUUGAAAAAGCAAUGGAGAAUUCAGCUGUGAACUUGACUGGAUUAAUAAUUCGACGUUAACUGAAAUAAAAAGACAUAGUAAAAUGGCUGAGAAAGUAAAAAAGAAUUGUGAUAUAUCACCUAAAAUAGAUGACCCAGAAUACCAAUGCGGCUUUUAUUAUCGCAUUCCAUACCUUCAAAGAUUUGCUACGGCAGCUUGGUUUACAGGUUUCUUUGUACUUCCGCAACUGACAUCACAGUCUCUGUACAUGUACAUCAAUUCUCAAAUUCCUACAUUGGAAAGGCAAUUUUCCCUCAGCAGUUAUGAAAGCGGAAUAAUAAUGACCUUUAAUGACAUUGGGUUCCUUCUUGCUGGAAUGUUAGUUGCGUCCAUACCAAAGCUUGUGCAUAUACCUAGAUGGCUGUUUGGUGCUAUUAUAAUUUACGCCGUUUCCAGUUUACUUUGCAGUCUGCCUCAUUUUAUUAUCAAUUCAAAACAAGAUGUUACCGACACUACUUUGGAGAUGGCUAAUACAACGAAACUUUCGAAAUUGUCGAUCUUUCCAAUUUGUAGUGACCUCGUAAAUUCAGACAAAAGCAAUACAACAAUGGAAAACAAACCUCGAUUAUUAAAUUCAGCUAUUGACCAAUCACUAAAGUCACUGUCUGUUGGAUUGAUUGGCAUUGGUUUGGGACUACAAGGAGCUGCAAAAUCUAUACGAACGCCAUUCCUAACCCAAUACCUUGACGAAGAAAACAAAGAUAAGACGGGGUUUUACCUUGGUAUCUUGAUGAGUGCUUCCGUACUUGGACCAGUUUUAGCCUUCGUUCUUGGUGGUAUAUUCAGUAGAAUUUAUGUUACACUUGAAGACGUAGACAUGUCUACAAAAGAUCCUCGAUGGAUUGGUGCGUGGUGGCUUGGAUUUAUUGUUGUUGGUACUAUAGCUCUUAUCUGUGCCUUUCCACUUAUUUGCUUUCCCAGACAUCUUGCAGAAAAAAUUCAAAAGAAAGAGAAAGAAGAAGAAAACCUUGUAAUGAAACACGAAAAUCAGAAUAGUCUGGAGGUUGAGUCUUUGAAAAAGACUUCUAAGAUUGAGAUUUUCAAAGAAAGAUCGACUUCAUAUAUCAGAGUGAUGAAAAGCCCAAUGUAUUUGUGUUUAUUAACAGCUUUUGUAUUGAAUGUAUCUUCUGUGUGUGGUCCAGUUGUCUUCAAGUCCAAAUACAUCGUAGCUCAAUUCGGACUUCCUUUAUGGAAAGCAAAUUUGAUUAUAUCCGCUGUUAUGGUAGCAACACUUUCUCUUGGUUCUUUUUUCGGUGGAUACAUAACAAAGAAGUUUAAAUUAUCACCACGGAUGCUUAUUGUGGUAACUCUGAUACUUCAUGCAGGAACGACUUUUUUCUUCGGUGGAGCUAUAUUUGUGGGAUGUGAUCAACCUCAAAUUAUUGGUCCUAAUAUGUCGCAUUCCAUUGUGAUAAACAUGACUGAAGAUUGUCAUUGUGAUCCUAAAGAUUAUUUCCCAGUUUGUGGUUCAGACGGUAGAAACUUUCACUCUCCUUGCUACGCUGGGUGUAAAGAAGUAGCUAGAAAUGGAAGAAUGUAUGCAAAUUGCACAGUUAUUCCCGAUGGACAAACGUCUGCCGGACUGUGUCCAUUUGAAUGUAAUGCACUGAUCCCUUACCUUCUCCUAAAUGUCUUUGGCUAUAUCUGUGGAUCAAUGAAUAUUAUCCCAAUGUUCAUGGCUACUAUUCGGAGCGUUGAAGAUCGUGACAAGUCUACAGCAGCAGGAUUAAAAUCCGUCUCAGCUUCUCUUCUAGCAUUCAUUCCUGCUCCCAUUGUGUUUGGAAAGGUGAUAGACAAGUCUUGCAUCCUAUGGAACUCUGAUAGAAGUCGGAAGGGAUCGUGCUCGUUGUACAACAUAGCGGAACUCCGAAUUGGUAUGUUCGGAACAGGUCUGCUUUACAGAGCAGCUGCACUGUUUUUUAUGUUACUGGCUUUAUGGAAGGUUUGGUCAAUUAAGGAUUGGAACGAACUCAGGAAAAAGAAGACAGAUCAUAUAAAAAUGAAUGGAUAUGCAGAGAAAGCCGUCAGUGCGGAACAUUAAUAACAUAUGUUCAACAGGUGUGAAUUGCAUUAAUAAAAUCAGUUAUUACUUUGAAGAAUAACAUGAAUUUGUUGUUAUUUUAUCAGUUAAGUUAUAUUUUGGGAUGCAGCAGAACUUGUAAAUGCACAGUCAUAUCUCUUAUUCAGAGAAAAAAAUAUUACCAGAAUUUCAGCAGUGAUGGUUGCUGUUCGAAUGGGGCUAAUUUUCGUUUUUGCCGGAAAACUUUCAUUUCGUUUAUAUGUUAUUUUCAGGUUGGUGUAUUAUCCCCCAAUUAUUUAUUUCGAAUUCUUUCAAUAUGAUAGAAGACAAUUAUAUUGUAGGCUAUGUCUACUGGAACAAUAUAAUUAUAGUGAAGUG